UCAAGCUGAGAGCAGAGCUGAGGACGUCAAGGGGGAUCAAAUGACACAGCUCGUCGACAAAAUUAAUGAUACCGAUCGGGAAACUAGUGUCAAUUGGAGCGCUUCUUGUCCUUCUUGCGGCCACCAAAUCAAAACCCGACACAAGGGUGGGAUCGGUUCAUUACCGGGUCUGCCUGCGGGGGUGAAAUUCGACCCCACGGAUCAAGAGCUUCUUCAACAUUUAGAGGGAAAAGUUGUUGGGGGUGAUGCUCACAAUCUUCAUCCUUUGAUCGAUGAGUUCAUACCCACAAUUCAAUGGGAGCAAGGGAUUUGCUAUACGCAUCCCCACAAACUGCCUGGGGUAAGAAAGGAUGGUGUAGUGCGGCACUUCUUCCACCGGCCAUCGAAGGCGUACACAACAGGAACAAGAAAAAGAAGAAAAGUGGAGGCAGAGGAGGCGGAGGGGGAGGGGGAGACGCGGUGGCACAAGACGGGGAAGACGAGGGGGGUUCAGGUGGAGGGGAGAGUGAAGGGUUACAAGAAGAUAUUGGUGCUGUACAGCAAUUAUGGGAAGCAAAAGAAGGCGGAGAAGACGAACUGGAUAAUGCACCAAUACCAUUUGGGGAGGUGCGAGGAGGAGAAAGAUGGGGAGAUUGUGGUGUCUAAGGUUUUUUACCAAACACAGCCACGCCAAUGUGGGAACUCACUACUGCAAAGGGAGUCCUCCAUUUCUCUCAAUAACCCUAAUCCUAACCCUAACCCUAACCCUAACCCUAACCCACUUGUUGAUUUCUAUAACCCUUCUUUCAUAUCUUUUGAGUCCUGUGAUCAAAAUAGAUCGCCUACCCAUUCCCACCACCUGGUUCCCCAAUUUGGAGUCCAUGCUGGUUCCUCCUCUCUUAUUUCAUGACUAUACAUAUAUAUAUAUAUGUAUAUGGUUAACUACU
Cucurbita pepo subsp. pepo (vegetable marrow) is the source of this 926-nucleotide messenger RNA. Its product is annotated as NAC domain-containing protein 73. Lineage: Eukaryota; Viridiplantae; Streptophyta; Magnoliopsida; Cucurbitales; Cucurbitaceae. Gene Ontology annotation, molecular function: DNA-binding transcription factor activity; transcription cis-regulatory region binding. Gene Ontology annotation, cellular component: nucleus. The record is from RefSeq and is a predicted model, not a curated record. Gene Ontology annotation, biological process: regulation of DNA-templated transcription.